Molecule: messenger RNA, 6666 nt
Organism: Alligator mississippiensis (American alligator)
Lineage: Eukaryota; Metazoa; Chordata; Crocodylia; Alligatoridae
Gene: RNF14
Product: ring finger protein 14
Exons: 9
Coding region: 638-2062 (474 amino acids)
Biological process (GO): protein polyubiquitination; positive regulation of proteasomal ubiquitin-dependent protein catabolic process; ubiquitin-dependent protein catabolic process
Cellular component (GO): ubiquitin ligase complex; cytoplasm
Molecular function (GO): zinc ion binding; ubiquitin protein ligase activity; ubiquitin conjugating enzyme binding
Source: RefSeq, a predicted model, not a curated record
CCAGCCCGUGGGGGAGCCCCAGGGUCCCCAGGGAGCCGCGGGGUGCAGGCCGCGGGGCCGGGGUACGGCCUUGCCUCCGCCUCUGGAGCCGCGGGGAGGCCAGGCCCCGCGCACUGUCCCUUGGGCCUCAGGUCCCCCCACCUCUGGGCCGGGCCCGCGAGGACAACCAGCCCCUCCCCGCGCUGAGGAGGGGCCCUGAGAGACCCAGAGCCAUUUCUUGGCACACGAGGGCCGGGAGCGGGGCCCAGCCCGGUGAUACUCCGCCCGGACGCGGACGGGAAAGUCCCGGCGUGGCCCCGGCCAGAGCCCGCUGCCAGGCAGGGGCAGCCUUGGCUUGGCGGGGGCGGGAGGAGGUUGACCAGGAGGUCCCGGGACAGGCGAGCGUGUAGACAGAAAAGCGCGGGGAUUCGUGACCCAGGCAGUCAACAAACAUUGGGCUUCAUCGCCAUGUAUACCUUGACAACAGAACCUGUGGCCUUCUUGCUUCCUAAUGGAAAACAUUUGUGACAUCCAGUCCUUUCAGGAACGAGCAGGGUUGGUGGCCUGGCUUUACUGACGUGGCUGUGCUGGUUCACUGACCAAAACCUGUAACUUCAGUUGCUGCUGUUUUGAAACUACAACUGAAAAGAAAAUUUAAAUGUCUUCAGAAGACAAAGAAGCUCAGGAGGAUGAGCUGCUGGCUUUGGCUAGUAUUUAUGAUGAAGAUGAGUUCAAGAGAGCAGAGUCUGGCCGAGGAGGAGAAACUAAAAUCUGUUUCGAGUUGCCCCCAAAUUUCAAGAUAUUUGUGAGAGGCAGUCCUAAUGAGAGGCUCCUGCACAAUGGGUUUGAGUAUACAAUUUGUUUUCUGCCUCCACUUGUGUUGAAUUUUGAACUUCCACCAGACUACCCUUCAGCCUCCCCACCUGUGUUCACGCUCAGCGGCAAGUGGCUCUCCCGGACACAGCUCAGUGCUCUCUGCAAACACUUGGACAACUUGUGGGAGGAGAAUCGAGGUUGUGUGGUCUUAUUUGCAUGGACACAGUUUCUCAAGGAAGAAACACUAAGUUAUCUGAACAUUGUCUCCCCAUAUGAGUUAAAAAUGCACCACCAAGGAAAUGGGCAAUGCAGGACAUCAUUGGUGCCUCCAAAUGCUGAGCUGGAUAGUUGCGGUGCAGCAGGCACCACAACAGCUGAAGAAGAAAUCCUUGAUAAAAGAGCUGUACAGGAUGUGGAAUCUCUGUCAAGUCUAAUUAUGGAAAUCGUAGACUUUGAUCAGGCCCAACGGAAAAAAUGUUUUAACAGUAAGAUACACUUGUGCAGUAUCUGCUUUUGUGAGAAGCUAGGUGCUGAAUGUAUGUACUUCAUGGACUGCAGCCAUGUCUACUGCAAAGCCUGCAUGAAGGACUACUUUGAAAUUCAGAUCCGGGAUGGUCAGGUCCACUGCCUUAACUGUCCAGAACCAAAGUGCUCUUCUGUUGCUACUCCUGGUCAGGUUAAAGAACUGGUUGAAGAGCAGUUGUUUGCACGCUACGACCGCCUGCUUCUGCAGUCCAGCUUGGACUUGAUGUCAGACGUGGUGUAUUGCCCUCGCCCAUGCUGUCAGACUCCAGUGAUGCAGGAGCCUGGUUGCACCAUGGGCAUAUGUUCCAGUUGCAACUAUGCCUUCUGCACCCUCUGCAAAAUGACUUACCAUGGAGUGUCUCCAUGUAAAGUCACUGCAGAGAAGCUAACGGAGUUACGUAACGAGUACCUAGAAGCAGAUGAGGCCACAAAAAGAUUUUUAGAACAGCGCUAUGGCAAGAGGGUGAUUCAGAAAGCCCUGGAGGAGAUGGAAAGUAGAAAAUGGCUAGACAAGAAUUCAAAAUGCUGUCCUUGUUGUGGUACUUAUAUAGAGAAACUAGAUGGUUGUAACAAGAUGACGUGCAAUGGCUGUAGGCAGUACUUCUGCUGGAUUUGUCUGGGGUCUUUGUCUAGGGUGAACCCAUAUCAGCACUUUCAUGAUCCAUCCUCUCCGUGCUUUAACCGGUUGUUUCAAGGUAUGCAUGUUGAUGACAGUGAUUCGGAUGCUGAAGAUGAAGAUUAGUUGCAUCCUAAUACUAAGAGCUGAAGAAACCAGAAAUGGAUUUUCCCAUUUUUUUUUAAGUUUGUUUGCUUUUUAGCUUGGUUACAUGAUAAAAGAGUGAAACAGUGCACGCUGCAGGAUGCAUACACAACAAUUCACAGGCUGUUUCCAGAAACAGAAGACCUCUGAUGCUUUAAGGUCCUUAUGUUCAUGUCCACUGCUAAACAAAGUGAACAAACUAAUAGCCAAAAAUUUAAAAACAGUGUAGGAAACUCUACAUAUUGUGAUGCACCCCUUUCUCUGAAACACUUUCUGGAAAGAUUUCUGGGAAUUUAUUUGGGGGAUCCAGCCUUGUAAGGGUCUUUGGAUUCCAGCCUGCAUGGUUUGCAGCACUGUCCUGUACCUGAAAAGGGCUGGAUGUGCUGUCUCUGGAGCUCUUCAGUGAUGCUGCCCGUGCCCAUCAGAGAGAGGCUUAUUAAAAUACAGCACAGGAAUUUCUUCCUAUCUGCAGAAAUUGCCAGUUGCUUCCCUAGCAUCCCCUGACCUGGAUCCAGAUUGACUCAUGUCUAGUAAUCCACUGCUCUGGUGCUGCUGCAGCUUACUUGUGAUGGGGAAUUUGGGAGCGGUUUUUCUUCCCUUCAGUAAAUCUAGUUACCUUGAUUUUUGCUGAAUCUCUCUGUAGAAAAGUUACAGCCACUUAUUGCAUAUUUGGUUUGGUUCAUUAAUUAAUCUCUAUAUUGCUAUAGUAUAUUAACUUAUUUGUUUGGUUCUGAUUUGCAUAAUGAUGAAUACUAAAGCAGCUGAUAGAAUUUGUGCCCAGUCUGUGAAAUUCAGUGCAGUUCUUUUUAACCAAAUAUUUGUGAGGUGAUUAAAUAAAGCAAACUUCUGCUGAGCUGAAUUUUUACAGAUGUACAGUCAGCAGUAAGUUGAACCUUUCAGCUGACUGAAGACUGCCUGUUUUUCCUUCCGAAAGUCUAAUAUAAUGUUAGUGAAGAAAAUGUUAUGGUAAAUACUUCUGUCUAAAGAACUUGCAUAGAUAAAUGGCUCUGGAGUACUAUCAGCUCUGCUUCUGAACUAGAUCACUCGUUCAUGCUGUUAUUACAUGUCAAAAUGGCAUUAAGCUGUUGGAUAAAUAAAUCUUCUGCUGCCAGGGCUUCAGUAGAAGUCUCUGAAGCAAGAAAGCAAUGAUUGGAAGAAACCACUACACUGUCAGAACUGCUUUUUACGUACACGAUGGACAGAAAAUAUUGUGCUCAUAUUCUGUGUUUAAAAUGAAGCCCAGGUGCUUGGUAAUGCUGCAGAGCCUUGAGAGGAACAGUUCACAUCCAGCUUUUGUUGUUAGUAAAUAAAUCUUUACUCAGAUGUACUUGGCCAAACCGAGCAGUGGUUUUAGCUCACUUCUUUAGAAGACAAAUAUUCCUGUUGCACAACUUGCCAUCAUAGCUGGCAGACUUAGGAGAGAUCAAAGAUAUGGGAGACAGGACAAAUUCCAUAUCACAUGGAGAUGGGCCAUGGUUGCCUUGGAUGAGGCCAGGGGAGUGUAUGCAGGGUGAGUUUGCUUUUUGCUAAUAUUGUGUAUAAUUUGUACUUCUGGCACCUUCACAUGCACUAAAAUCACUUUAAGACCAUAAUCAUGGUUGUUGUCAUAUUCACAUCUGGUAUGGGAUGAAUACAGGGUACAGAAAGUCACCAGGUGGAACAGAACAAUGCUCUUUUUCUGGAUGACCACUGUGAUCUUGUAACACAUUUAACAGUGCGUCACACUGAUUCAUGUGUCCAGUGACCAUAUGUAUAAAGGUGAAGUCCAGACUUGCACUGGUUAUAUGACAUUCCAGAUCUCAGAAAAGGGGCUCCUUGCCUUUCACUUGUUCAUAAAGCCAGUGUUGGGGACGGGGGAAGCUCUCACUUCUUCAGAGUUCUAAGAAAAGAUGUCUGUUUGGAAAUGCUGUUUGCUAGCUCUGAUACAUGUUAAACACACAGCAAUCAAGAAUUCAGACUAAUUCAACUGGAUGAAUGUAAACAUGGUCUCUGAAAUGUUUCUUUGUAAUUGAGAUAUUGAGAAAAACACCCUAUUGCAUACCAGCUGUUUUAAGGAAUGGUUAUGUAAAGUGGAUAAGGAUAUUUGGUUUCAGGGCUGUCCAGCCUCCCAGGCAGCCACCCUCCCAUUUGCAGGGAUAGCCCUCACUUGCCUGUGGGCUCCCAGGUAGAUAACCCUGUUCUACUUCCUACUGCAGUGCACUGCAUAAGGGUUAGCUUUGUAAAGAAUUUUUGCUGAGACAGCCACAAGGAUAAAGUAACAUUGCUGGUACUCUUUCCUUUUUAAGCAACCAAGAGCUCUAUUCCCUCAACUUUGUAAGAAACAUGUAAAUCAGUAUCUAUUAUAAAGAUGAAUGUGAGAUAAAGAUUAAUAAAUAUUAUUUAAAUGUAGAUCUGUAAUUACUCAUGCUAGUAUUUGUUCCUUUUAAUUGUAGGGUCUGCAGCUGAGCCCUGUUUUGUUACAGACUUCACAUCAGAGGCAUUCAUGUUCCAUUGCCAUGUAUGGACUAUUCUUGAUAUUCAGCAGCUCAGAGCACUUGCCAUAAUCUUUGAUAAUUAUGCUUUGGGAACAGUUGUUGGCUUUUACAUACUUGACCUACACCUUGGGAGUUCUACAGUCUUUCCCUGGUUAUAGGCAAAUUAUAGAAGCUGAAGUAAUUAAUUACAGCUGCUUAGUAGUUAAAGAAAAAUACUCACAGCUCCUGGGUAGAUCCAGUUAUGUUUAAAGCAAAACACACAUUUUCUGCAGGAGUUCUAACUUUUUUAGCAUUAGUUCUCAUGGCCUGAAUUAAAUUUUUUUGAAAGUGCAGUUUUUCACGUAAAUUAUAGGUAAAAAUACUCCCUUAAACUGGAAGCCAAUAUGAAAAGUCAGCCCCAGAACUACAUGCAUCUUUCUGUAUCUGUUCUUACAAGCUUUUUAAACCUACAGAAAUGGCUAGUAGACAUGGAGUGCUCAAGCCCUGGCCUGUAGGCCAGAUCCAGCCCUUGGCACUGUCAUCCAGCCUGCAGGGCUCUCCACAGACCUGGGGGGGGGGGGGAGAACAAAUGGGCUGGGGCCCCUCUACCACCCCUGCCCAGCUGGGCUCCAGUUAUAAAAUUGGCCUCAUGCUAUUUACAUGGCCUGUGGGACCACUAUCAUGAGCACCACUGCAAUAGAUUAACUGUACAGAGAGCCUAGGCUAUCGCUUUCUCCAGGCACUGAAUAAAUGCAUUUGUGCUGUGUUGCUUUAUCGAUUCAAAACUUUUCAAGAAAAAAUCUAGAGCUACUGCAAUUUUUAAAGCUGCAUAUCUCAUUAAGAUUUUGGCACCUGCAUUACACAACUAUUUUUCAUAAACUUACCUUUGCUACUACUUUCUCAUAUGUUCCCAGGAGUCAAUUAAGUCAUGCUGUUUCUUUCCUUCUUUUUUUUGGUUAGAAAUGAAUCGGCUUCUUUUUCUGACCGUAUUGGAGUUCCAUGGGCUUUGCAAAAAAAGUCAAUUUUUGGCUAGAAUGUUAAAAGUUGUGAAUAUAGUUGAGAUGACUCUGUUUAUUUGGAAAAAAUACUAGAUUUAAUGUAGAAAGUUACAUUUUGAAUGAAAAGGUCAUGAAUUUCAAUGUAAAAAAAAAUAUAUUGCUCAAGGAAAGUCUUGCCACCAACUUUUCUCUACAGUGGUUUGGCACAAGCCCUUGUACAAGCUACAGAAGAGGUAAUAGAACUUUAUUCCUGGUUCCAAUCCACAACAUGAGUCUUGAUUGAGGUCUGCUUAUCACCAAGUGUGGUUAGGGGGCUACCAUGAGUUGGAUUUGUUGGCUGCAGUUUUCCAUGUAAGGACAACAGGAUACACCAACAUGAUGAAAGGGAAGAGGCAAUGUCUAGUCUCAGGCCCCACACUGCCAUACCUGAGUAUUAAACAACGUAGAGGAAGGACACCACCAUACAUUACAUGUAAGAACAUAAGCAUUGCCAUUUACUGGCUCAGACCACAGUUUUAUCUUACCCAGUAUCCUGUGGCGCACAGUAGCAAAGAAUGGAUGCAGGAAGGAAUAGAAGUGGGUAGGACUGGGGUUUGUCCUUCCUAUUGUUCCUUUUCCACUUGCAACUCCCAGCAUUUAAAAGGUAUAGAAAGUCCUAAUUCAGAGGCUAUAUCCUUAACUCUCAUGCUCAAUAGCUACUGCUACCUCUUUCCUUAAAAAAUGUCCAAUCCCUUUUUAAAUAUAAACAUUUCUAAGCCAUCAUAAAACAGCAAAAUAACCCUUGGGACAUUAUAAUGUUGGGAUUUAGUGUUUGUGUGUUUAAAACUCUACUCAUAAACAAAACAGUAGUAGUUGUUACAGAUGCAAGUAAGUUAUUAUUUACCUAUUCAGUAGCUACUGCACUUAGCAAGACAAUUUGAGAGCCAGAAUGUCAAGGUUUUUACUUUACUGAGGAAAAAGGAAACCCAAAAAGUGUCCAGUCCCUCCCAGGAGUAGGACUUAUCAGUACCAACUAACAGGUGCAAGUUUUGAGGAAGGUUACUUACUGGCAGCCUCCAGCAGGGGCCAGUACAAAUUCACCAGGGUCAGGAAGAAGCAUUGUGGGAGAAUUAAAAAAAAAAAAAAAAAAAAAAAA